Messenger RNA from Podospora bellae-mahoneyi, 600 nucleotides. RefSeq names its product Ubiquitin-conjugating enzyme E2 4 (gene UBC4). Gene Ontology annotation, cellular component: nucleus. The record is from RefSeq and is a predicted model, not a curated record. The transcript has 5 exons. Gene Ontology annotation, molecular function: ubiquitin conjugating enzyme activity. Gene Ontology annotation, biological process: protein polyubiquitination. NCBI's taxonomy places the organism in Eukaryota, Fungi, Ascomycota, Sordariomycetes, Sordariales, Podosporaceae. Bases 1 to 444 code for a protein of 147 amino acids.
AUGGCUCUUAAGCGCAUCAACAAGGAACUCGCUGACCUCGGCCGCGACCCGCCCUCUUCCUGCUCUGCUGGCCCAGCUGGCGACGAUCUUUUCCAAUGGCAAGCCACCAUCAUGGGUCCUAGCGACUCGCCAUACACCGGGGGUGUUUUCUUCCUUCAGAUUCAGUUCCCUACAGACUACCCUUUCAAGCCUCCCAAGGUUCAGUUCACAACCAGAAUCUACCACCCCAACAUCAAUGCGAACGGCAGCAUCUGUUUAGACAUUCUCCGUGACCAGUGGAGCCCGGCCUUGACGAUCUCGAAGGUGUUGCUUUCAAUCUGCUCCAUGCUGACGGAUCCCAACCCCGACGACCCGCUUGUGCCCGAGAUCGCCCACGUCUACAAGACGGACCGUGCGAAAUACGAACAGACAGCUCGGGAGUGGACCAGGAAGUAUGCCGUUUAAGGGGUAGUUGAAGUUGUUAAUGCGGGCGAGGUGGAUGGUUGACUCGGUUAGCCCCGGGAAAUCUUGGUCGGCAGCCUCAACAUUUCUACCCUGGCUGUAUAGCGCGAGCAAACGACGAAUACUCUCUGGUGUUUGGUGAGCGUGCGAGCUGGCGAU